UAAACCACUUUUUCCUUAAAAACAACAAGUGUUUGAUUUCAGUUUCAUUGUUUUGUUUUUUUUUUAAAAUAUAACUAUAAAACCCAACAUAAAUCCAAACCCAGAACUUUGUUUUUACUUCUGGUUUGGUCGUUGCGUUUUUGAUCUGAUUGGAAGAAAAGAAAAGAAAAGAAAAGAAAAGGGUGAGAAUGGAUAGGUACCAGAGAGUGGAGAAGCCAAAAGCAGAGAUUCCAAUAAUCGAAAACGAAAUCAGGAUAACCACACAAGGCAGAAUAAGGAAUUAUAUUACUUAUGCUACUACUCUACUCUUAGAGAAAGGGUCCAAUGAGAUAGUUCUUAAAGCAAUGGGAAGAGCUAUUAAUAAGACUGUGAUGAUUGCAGAGCUAAUCAAGAGGAGAGUUGCUGAUCUUCAUCAAAUUACUUCAAUUGGUUCGACUGAUAUUACAGAUAUGUGGGAACCCCUAGAAGAAGGCUUGCUCCCUCUAGAGAUUACCCGUCAUGUAUCGAUGAUCACUGUUACGUUAUCGAAGAAGGAGCUGGAUAUGUCUUCCACUGGAUAUCAACCACCUCUUCAGGCUGAUCAAGUGAAACCCUUAAAUGAAUACGAAGAUGAUGGAGCUCCUGAACCUCCACCAAAGACACGAGGAAGAGGACGAGGUGGUCGAGGAAGAAUUAGGGCUAAAGGUGACACACAAGGUGUUAUAGGGGAAUAUAAUGGUGAUGGUUUAGGAGGCAAAGGUAGAGGACGUGGAAGAGGGCGUUCUUUCCGGGGUCGAGGACGAGGCGGUGCCUAUGGUGGUGGAGGAUACUAUGGCGUCUAUUCUGAAUCAGAUGCAGCCCUUACCCAAGUUCGUGGGCGUGGCCGAGAGAGGGGAAGAGGUGGCCGUGGCCGUGGUGGAGGCGGUCGUGGUCGUUAUUCGAAGACGGAACCUGGGCCAAACCAAGCAAAAGCCGCUUGACAUCUUGUUGUUGAUAUAUGUGGAUGCCUGCUCUGCUUGUAUCUCCAUCAACCAUGAAGUCCACAAUAUUUAUGCCAUAUUACUAGCUUUGCUUGCAAGUUUUCUUUUUGGUCAUUUCAACUAGAUAAAGUCUCUUUUUACUCUUAAUUUACAUAUACCUAGAACAUUUGUACAAUUUUUUUCAACUUUUUUUUUUGUUUUUUUAAAAUAGAAAUAAUAGAGCAGCA
Molecule: messenger RNA, 1186 nt
Organism: Gossypium arboreum
Lineage: Eukaryota; Viridiplantae; Streptophyta; Magnoliopsida; Malvales; Malvaceae
Exons: 8
Coding region: 189-959 (256 amino acids)
Molecular function (GO): RNA binding
Source: RefSeq, a predicted model, not a curated record